Molecule: messenger RNA, 1092 nt
Organism: Leptosomus discolor (cuckoo roller)
Lineage: Eukaryota; Metazoa; Chordata; Aves; Leptosomiformes; Leptosomidae
Gene: LRRC75A
Product: leucine rich repeat containing 75A
Source: RefSeq, a predicted model, not a curated record
AUGGGCACCAAGCAGACCAAGGGCUGCCAGCCGGGCAGCGCUGGGGAAAGCCCCCCGGCCCACCACCGCAAGAAAGUACCCCCCAAGGAAAGGGGGGAUUUCCUCACUUCCCUCGUGGUGAAGUCCGGCGAGAAGUUUGGGAAGGGCGGUGGCAGCAGCUUACCCCCUUACCACCGGCGGAUCUGCAUGAUCCAGGACAUGCUGGUGCUGGUGAAGCAGGGGAAGCAGGAGGAGGCCACCGAGCUGCUGAGGCACCUGCGGCAGGAUUUAGGAAUGGAGUCGACCUCUCUGGAUGAUGUCCUCUAUCGAUAUGCCAGCUUUCGAAACCUAGUGGAUCCAAUCACUCAUGACUUGAUCAUCAGCCUUGCUAGAUACAUCCACUGCCCCAAGCCGGAGGGGGACUCCCUUGGGGCCAUGGAGAAGCUCUGCCGGCAGCUCACCUACCACCUCAGCCCCCACUCGCAGUGGAGACGCCAGGGCAUCAUGAAGAGGAAGCCACAGUCCUGCUUGAAAGCUGUCCUGAUGGGGAAGCCUCAGGACAACACAGUGGACUUGUCGGGCAUCCCGCUGACACUGAAGGACUUGGACCGCGUCACAUCCUACCUCCAGCACAGCUCGGAGCACAUCGACACGGUGGAGCUGUGCUUCACGGAGCUGACGGACGACAUGCUGCUGCAGCUGCUGCCGGCGCUCUGCGUGCUGCCCCACCUCACCACCCUCUCCCUCAACGGCAACCGGCUCACCAAAGCCAUCCUACGGGACCUCACCGAAACCCUGAAGGACCCCAAGAAGUUCCCCAGCGUCACCUGGAUUGACCUUGGCAACAACGUGGACAUCUUCUCCUUGCCACAACCCUUCUUGGUCAGCCUAAAGAGACGGUGCCCAAAACAAGGCAACUUGCCAACCAUUCUGGAGUUCGGCGAGGGUCAGGUAAGCGAUUUGGAGAGCCAAGACGGCCUGGCCGAGAGCCAGGAGGACCUGCGAGCUGCACCAGGCAAGACUGACAACAUAGGCUUCCAGCAGACGGACAGAACAGUUGAGGCUGGGGAACUCCCCAACUCGGAGCAAGGUGCUGAUACCCCACAGACAUGA